Messenger RNA from Harmonia axyridis, 2265 nucleotides. Its product is annotated as zinc finger autosomal protein-like. The coding region runs from base 307 to 1680 and encodes 457 amino acids. Gene Ontology annotation, cellular component: nucleus. The transcript has 2 exons. Gene Ontology annotation, molecular function: DNA-binding transcription factor activity, RNA polymerase II-specific; RNA polymerase II transcription regulatory region sequence-specific DNA binding. Lineage: Eukaryota; Metazoa; Arthropoda; Insecta; Coleoptera; Coccinellidae. The record is from RefSeq and is a predicted model, not a curated record. Gene Ontology annotation, biological process: regulation of transcription by RNA polymerase II.
AUGUUCUGUGAUCCAGAGUUGAUGUGUCAUAUUCAUUUUUUGGUUAUUUUUUAUCUAUUAUUCUAAUGUUUCUAAUUCAGUGAUUAAGAUUAAGGAAGCAAAAUUAAUGAGCUAGGAAUGUUAAUAUGAAUUAUAAACAGAAGAGCUCAGCCUUAUUAUAUUAUUGAAUUUUGUGGUUUAUGAGUCAUAUUUCUGACUGUUGCUCUAUUAGCAACAGGUAUUUCCUUGACAAUCAGAUGACAAGUACCAUAAUUUUUGGUAUAAAUUACAAAAUUUCUCCUGAAAAAGUAGGUUUAUAAUUUAAAAAUGGAUAUUAAAUACCAUUGUAUUGAGAUAAAAGAAGAGAAAAAAGAUGCUGAUUGUGAUAAAACAAUCUAUAAGGAAGAAAUGGACAUUUCGGACCAGGACAAUACCUUUUCUGAAAACAUAGUCAAAAGUGGAAUUAAUGACCAAAAUGAUUCACUAAAAAUGUUCUCCACUUUCAAAGUGGAAGAAGCUGAACAUAAUGAAGUGAAUGAUAAUAUUUCUGAAUAUGUUUCAAAUGAACAAUUGAUUGAUACUAAGGAGUAUAGUUUGAGUAAACCCAGUUUGGAAAUAUCUUCUGGAAAUGUAGAUUUAAAAGAAAAACAACAUGCUUGUCACAUAUGUGAUUUUGCUACAAAUCAGUUAUCUUCUCUCAAACGGCAUCUUGACUGUGUUCACUUAAAAUUAAAGCAAUACAAAUGUGACCAAUGUAAUUAUGCUGCAACUGAGAAACAUAAUGUAAAAACUCAUAUAGAAUCUGUUCAUUUGAAUUUAAAACAACACAAGUGUCACCUAUGUGAGUUUGCUACAAACCUUAAAAAGUACCUUAAAUCUCAUAUCGAAACUGUUCAUUUGAAUUUGAGAAAGCACAAGUGUCAACUAUGCAAUUUCGAUACGAAUCAUAGAAAUCUUCUAAGAGGGCACAUAGCUUCGGUUCAUACUAAAAAUAAACAAUAUAAGUGUCACUUCUGUGGUUAUGAAACAAAUCAUAAAAUUGAUCUUGAACGACACCUUGACUCCAUACAUUUGAAGUUGAAACAAUAUAAAUGUGAAUUUUGUGAUUAUGCAGCAGAUCGAAAAGAUUGUCUCAAGCGGCACAUUAAAUGUGUCCACACGGAUUGUCAGAAACACAAUUGUCACUUAUGUGAAUUUGUAACAACUUUAAAAAGUAAUCUCAAAAAACAUAUUGAUUCAGUUCAUCUCAAAUACAAGCAGCAUAAAUGUCACAUGUGCGAUUUUGCAGCAAGUCAAAAAAAUGUUUUGAAAUUACAUAUAAAUUCUGUUCAUUUGAAACUGAAAGAACACAAGUGUCACUUAUGUGAUUUUGGUGCAAAUCGUAAAGGUCAUCUUAAACAUCAUAUUGAAUAUGUUCACAUGAAUUCUAAACUACAUGAAUGUCAUUUGUGCAAAUUCACUUCGAACCUCAACAGUAAUCUGAAGAGACACAUAAAUACUGUUCAUUUGAAUGUGAAACAGCAUAAGUGCGAGUUAUGUGAUUUCACAGCAAGUCAGAAAAAUAAUCUGAAAAGUCAUAUCGAAUCUGUUCAUUUGAAUCUAAAGUUAAACAAGUGUCAGUUUUGUGAUUAUGCUGGGAACCACAAAGGUAAUCUCAAAAUUCAUAUAGAAACAAUUCAUAUGAAUAAAAAAAAGACUUAGAAACAUUUGAUAUUUUUUCAUUGUAUUAAUGUGGGAUGCAUCAAAAAAUUAAAUAAAACAUUAUAAGCUUGAAUUAAAGAUGACACCAUUCAACUUUUCAGAGUAAAGAGAAUUACUGUUCCAGAAGCUACAAUCACUAAUUGCAGAUACUUGAGGCCACAAAACACAUCCUAUAUCUACUACGUUCUAUAAAUCUCAAGGAAGUGUACUUUGUAUUUGCCGCAGAGGUUUUCCAAAAGUUCAAUAUGAGUUUUUAUUUUAUUAACAGAUCCAGAUGAGUAAUGCUACGUUUACAGGCAAAAAUUUCUUGAGGCCUGUCUAGCAAAUACUCUUAAAAAUAUGUAAUCAAAAAGCAGGUUUAGUGGCCUUAAGUACUGAAGUUGCUUUAAAAUUAUAGAGGUCUCACUUUUGCUUAGUAAGAGUUGAAAUAAAGAAGUAUGGUUUCGUUUCCAAGAACUCUUAGUGCAAUUAAUUUUGGUUAUAAAAUAAGGUAGAAAUAUGUUAGUAUUUAUUGUAUUUUUUACAUCAAUAUCUGUAAGUUUAAAUGACAAUAUAAAAAAUACAUGAUACAGAAUAUUUGCUCAA